UCCCAGUUGGAGCAGACUGGAGAAUGUGACGGCCUCAGGAAUGUACACACUAGAGGCCGGUCUGUCUGUCUCCUGUGUGUCGUCUUCAUGGGUGAGACUUUGUAUUACCUGCAGAGACUACCUAAUAUGGCCGCAGUGAUCUGAUGCUGGGUGACUCCUCUAGUGCUGGGAAUAGCACUGAUUACGAUUAGGCGCCGAGAUUGAAACUGGAACGUCACGUUGAGAUCUGUCUGAGGAGUGAGAUCUGUCUGAGGAGAUCCCGGCGGCUUGGUAGUGAUAGCACGGGCCGUAUUCCGGAAGGAAAUGGAGACCAGACGUCAGCCUGUGAAGCGCAUGUGCACAGAAUCGGUUAACAAGACCCCGAGAAAAAGACGUUUCACUCCACUACAGGAUGAGAAGGAGAACAGGGUUCCUGCGGUUUUGGGUGGUCCGGAGGUGGCAUGCAGUGAUGGCUGGUCUUCCCUGCUGCGAAUCACAGAACAGGAAAUUAAACCGGACACCCCAGCGGUUCCAUCCGUCAAAUCCCGCAUCCAGAUGCUGCGAGACAUCAGCAUGAGAGCAGAUACAACUCCAGAUGCGGGGGAAGAUUUACAAGGCGUGCCCCCAACAGAGAAUGGCAAGAACAACUGUGUGCUGGCCGAUCCUGCUCUGGAAGUGGAACCAGAGACCAUUACAGGGCACUGGGACCUGAACCCUGGAAAUAAGCCGGUUAUGGAGGAAGGACUUGUGCCGGUGACUCACAGCACUUUGGCGAUUCGCGGCCCUCUACUUUCCACAGGUGUCAACCUGCCAAGUGAAGAGACUGCCAUUCGUCUCCGCAGGGAGCGACAGGAAGAGCUGGCGAUGGUGUGCACAGGACUGGAUCACAGUAACCCCUGGAGAGCGGAGUCUAUGAGACGGCGCCCGAGGAGUGUUGAGGAACAAGACCUCACCAGAGGGAAAAGGCGUCGGCGGGUGAGAGCUGGGCGUGGGCGUGUGAAAAUGGGCCCCUUGUUGGAAACACAUUCAGACUCCAGUGGCUCAGAUACCAUAGAGCUGUUUUCAGAAGGCGGAAACGAAUCUAUAGAUGUUUCCGACAACCGUUACAUCUCCUCCCUGGAGGUUCAGCUCCAAGGCACCUGCAAUUCUGACUGCAUGGACGGCGACAUCAGCCAAGGGAUCAUCAACAGCUCCGCGCUGAUUGACCAUUUAUUUGAGGCUGCGCUGGAUGCAGGCGACUGUUCAGAUGCGCUGGAUGCGAGUGGCAGUUCGGCUGCGCUGGAUGCGGGUGAUAAUUCACAUGAGCUGGAGAUGGACCUUCCUCCGAUGUCCAUUCUGUCUCCUCUAACCAAGUCUGCGGAUAUUCAGGCAGCGCUCACUCCUCUGAACUCUGUUGUGUCCAGUUUGCCGGAGCUGCUGGCAGAUCCCCUGGUAACUCCAAAGACCUCAGCUGAUGAGCAGAAUCAUCUCCACUACAGCAUAGACGGUUACAGGACAUUGCGAAGAAAUGUACUAACGGAGGUGAAUGCCAAGCUCUGCCCACCAACCCAGAUCCACCAUUCUGAGAGUCUGCAGGCAGCACGGGGCGGCGCAGACCUGAAGGAGGGCAUCAUGCUCCUGAGUAAGGAGGCGACCUCUCUGCAGCGUAUCAUUGAGCAAGCCUGCACUGCGUUGAGCUGCUGUGUGGAUGCUGAACAUGGAAAGGGCACGCGGCAGGAGGCGGAAGCAGAGCGCUUGCUCUUGCUGUCCACUGAGAGGAAGGGCGCUCUGCUGAAGGAGUUAGAGCGCCUCCGAGGACAAAGGUCAGAGGAUCCUGAACCCAGUCCUUCCAGAGAGCUGAGGCCUUGCCGUGCCACUGUGUCCAUAUGUGACAUCCAGCUGCCGCUGAAGGUGGAUUACGUCUGCUCCACACUCCGGGAACCAGGCCAUUACUUCCUCCUACUGAUUCGCCUCGGGAGCCAUGAUGUUGUGGCCACUCCUCUGGCCAGCACUGCCGAUGCCCAGACUGGAGACGCCAUCCACUAUCCUACAACAGUCACACUGAAUGACGCCGCCUCUGACUUCAGAAUAGAGAUUGAAGUCUACAGUCUGGCACAGGGGGGCGCAGUCUCGGCCCUGGACAAGAGGAAGUCCUUCAAGCCCAAGAUGACUCCUAAGAAACUUCUUUCCUCCCGGAAAUCUUCAUUGAACUCUCCAGCCUAUAGUCCUGCACUCAGCAUCUCUCUACGUUCCAGUAGUUUCCUACUUGUUGGAUCGCUGACUGUCUCUCUGGAGUCUCUGGGCAAGUUUAGGUUUCCCCUGGAAAAGAUGAAAUUGGAAGGGAAGGUCGGUCGUCUACUUGGAAGUCAUUUCCAGGAUAAGGUGCCAUUUUUAUCCCCGCUGGAGGGGAACCUGUACCUGACGUUGCAGUGUCAGAGCCACUCUUCUGUACAGCGCAGCGGAUUUCUGACCAUGUUUGAGGAUGUCGGUGGCUUGGGAGCUUGGCACAGACGCUGGUGUCUCCUGUCUGGAAACUCUUUGUCAUUUUGGGCAUAUCCUGACCAGGAGACCUCUAAGGAACCUCUGGUCAGGAUAAAUCUCAUCAACUGCACUAGUGCCAAGAUCGAAGCAGCCAAGAGAGAGACAUGUGCCCGGGCCCACACCAUAGAGCUCAUCACCAUGAGACCUCAGAGAGAAGAUGACCUGGACACUCUCGUCACACAGUGCCGAAACACUUUGUGCUUCACCAAAAACUGGCUGUCCGCAGACACGAGGGAUGAGAAGGACCUGUGGAUGGACUGUCUAAACCAGGUGCUGCUGGAUCUGCGAACCUGGAGAACCAGUCCAGGGAAGAUGAUGACCCCAAAUCAACCAGCCCCUAAAUGAUUGAUCGCUCUGCUGUUCUGCGCUGAGCGCUGCAUUAUACCUGAAGCUCUGUUAUCCAUGGGACAAGGGAACUAUAUAUAUUUCUGAGUGACGUACCCGUCUCCAGCUCUGGCUUCCUAUAGUCGCACUGUCACAAUUGUCUCCCUGUGUUGUACGGUGUAAUAGUUACACCCAGGGGCUCAUCCACAAGACGAUGGGUUAGGGAUGAGAUGAUCAUUAUACCAUUCUGUACUUUAUAUGGCUAAUGCUGCUCUGUUAUUUUAUAUUGAUCUCUGAACAUUAAAGUAUCUAUAAUAUAUAAA
Molecule: messenger RNA, 3146 nt
Organism: Pseudophryne corroboree (corroboree frog)
Lineage: Eukaryota; Metazoa; Chordata; Amphibia; Anura; Myobatrachidae
Product: anillin-like
Exons: 25
Coding region: 304-2844 (846 amino acids)
Biological process (GO): septin ring organization; mitotic cytokinesis; actomyosin contractile ring assembly
Cellular component (GO): actomyosin contractile ring
Source: RefSeq, a predicted model, not a curated record